Messenger RNA from Pectinophora gossypiella (pink bollworm), 3080 nucleotides. Its product is annotated as facilitated trehalose transporter Tret1-2 homolog. Lineage: Eukaryota; Metazoa; Arthropoda; Insecta; Lepidoptera; Gelechiidae. The coding region runs from base 133 to 1596 and encodes 487 amino acids. The transcript has 10 exons. Gene Ontology annotation, cellular component: membrane. Gene Ontology annotation, molecular function: sugar transmembrane transporter activity. The record is from RefSeq and is a predicted model, not a curated record. Gene Ontology annotation, biological process: carbohydrate transport; transmembrane transport.
CAAAGCGGCCUUCACCGAGAAAUCUCUGUUUGCAGAUUUGGACACGGGAUUUUGGGAGUCUGCCAACCCUAAUUUGCACCCGCAACGUAAACACAUCGUCGGGUCGCGUCUCCUGACGUCACACACUGACGUAUGGCUGAUAGAGAAUACGCUUACGACCCGGUGGGCACCGGCGCGCCAGUCAACCAACAGGCGUACAGAAUGGAGGCGGGACAACUGUGGCGGCAAUACAUCAUCGCCGGCGUCGCGAACAUCGCGAUCGCCUCGACGGGUUACUCUAUGGGAUGGACGUCCCCUGUCAACCCGAAGCUGGGCAACUUAACCUUAUCCCCUCUGCCAGAGCCCAUCACCUCCGACCAAGGGUCAUGGAUCGGCUCGCUGCUCACCGUGGGGGCUAUCUUCGGUCCGUUCAUAGCCGGUUUCCUGGCGCCCCGGAUCGGCCGCAAGUGGGGUCUAAUGUCCUGCUCCAUCCCCCUGUUCAUUGGCUGGAUCCUCAUCGCUGCGGCGACCAACGUCGGCCUCAUUUAUGCCGGCAGGAUCUUUUGGGGUGUCGCCGUCGGAAUGCUGUUUACGAUAUCGCCUAUGUACUGCGCUGAAAUUGCUACCGAUGACUCCAGAGGCGCGCUGGGCUCGUUCCUGCAAGCUUUCAUCACCCUGGGUUUCCUGCUGAUCUACGGCAUUGGUCCCUUCGUCUCGUACAGUGUCAUCGCCUACGUCGGUGUGGCGUUUGUCGCUGUCUUCACCGUCUCCUUCUUCUUCAUGCCUGAAUCUCCCAUCUAUUAUUUGUCUAAGAAUAACAGGGAAGCGGCCGGUGAAUGCCUGGCGAAGAUCAGAGGCAAAUCCCGCGCAGGCGUCGAAGCAGAGCUGAGUCUGAUGGCUGCUGACAUCCAGGCUUCCAUGGAGAAGACUGCUUCGAUAUCCGACAUAUUCAAGGGAGGCAACUUCAAGGCGUUCUACAUCUCCUGCGCGCUGGUGUUCUUCCAGCAGUUCAGUGGUAUCAACGCUGUACUUUUCUACAUGACCAACAUCUUCGAAGCUGCUGGAUCUGACUUGGAUGCCUCCAUUGCUACCAUUAUUAUUGGUGCUGUUCAGGUGGUUGCGUCCUUGAUAACUCCUUUCGUAGUGGACAGACUUGGAAGGAGGCUACUUCUGCUGGUAUCAUCCUGUGGAACUGCCAUUGGACUGGGCCUUCUCGGCAUGUACUUCCUCCUCGACGAGGUCAACAAGCCAGCGGCAUCGAACCUUGGCUUCCUGCCCAUCUUGUCACUGGUACUCUUCAUCGUCACCUACUGCUGGGGGCUCGGCCCACUGCCGUGGGCGGUCAUGAGUGAGCUGUUCCCCAUCGAGGUGAAGGCUAAAGCGUCGCCGAUUGCUACUGCCUUCUGCUGGGUGUUAUCAUUCUUGGUUACCAGGUUCUUCGAGCCUAUAGCGAACGCGACGGGCAUGUACACAGCGUUCUGGAUAUUCGGCGUGUGUUGCGUUUGUGCCUUCUUCUUCACUCUGUUCCUGGUUCCCGAGACCAAGGGCAAGAGCUUCCAGGAGAUACAGGACAUGCUUGCUGGCAGGCCUGCAAAGGAGAAGUCAGAAAAGGCAUAAAUUAAGAAACAAGAAUUUUACCAGCGAAUUUUAGGCAGUGUUCGUAUAUGUAAGGAUAGACUUAUGCUAUGUAUUAAUUAAUAUAUUUUAUACGUAAUUUUAUUUUUUAUGUGAAGAUUUGAAUCGAAAAUAUUAAAUGUAAUUUACUGAUGGCAAUACUGAUUGAAGUCUAUAAUUGGUGGAAGUUUUUUGAGUUUAAAAACGUAAGGAUAGAAAGGUUUAAUAGGGUACAGAUAGCCAUGCCACAAAAUAGCAUGCUUGUGAUGAGCAAGCCAGUAGUAUUAAAUCGAAUGUUGAGCGAUUUGACGUCAUAUUAAAGUAUACAAUUAAAGAGCAAGCCACUAAAUAGGCAGGGCAGUAAAUAAGCAAGUCACUAAAUAGGCAAGGCACUAAAUGAGCAAGCCACUAAACAAGAAUGCACAAAUGUAUCAGUAUCCGUAAGGUUUCUGUGCUCAAAAUUCAGAGUUCAGACCAAUAUUGCCAACAUAAUUAAUUUAUAAUUUAGUUUUAAUUGAUGACCACCCAUUUUUGAUUCGAAUCUUCGCCCUUAGAGCCUUAUUGAUAUCGCAGAUUGGUAUUUAAAACUGUCUGCAACGAUAUUUGACUAAAAUAGUUAAAGCAAUUCCAGGGUAUAAAUAUUUUUUUAAAUAAUCUACACGAUUUUAAGAACGGAUUUACAUUUAUAAAGGACUUUAUAAACUUAGUAUUGUCAUUUUAAAAGAUUAUUAAUUUUAUUUUUGUCAAGCCAAAUAAAGGGGUUGGCAAGUCGGCACUAUUGAUUCGGAAUCGGCUUAAGCCAAACAAAAACGACUGCUUCUACUACCGCGAGCAGUCUCGUGGCGGGAAGCUUGCUGACACCGAGCUGUCUGCUAAUUUUUGUUGCCAAUAUUUAACACGUUGACAGUCGUGAUCCAAAUAUGGAUCAUGACGGAGUAGCUCCAUACGUCCGUGACCCACACUUGUUCAGUGCCAUGAGUGUGGCCUUUGAAAGUUCUAUUUUUUCAUGAUAGUAAGAGAUAUGGUUUACUUUCUAUUGAACUCAAUAGGUAUUGUGAAGUGUUUAGAAUUAGAAUAUAAUAAUUAUUUCCGUUUUUAACAGGACGUAUAUAAAAUUUAAGUAAUAAGCGGGACUUAUAACGAAGUCAAAACAUUUUGUAUGGGGACUGUCAACGUGUUAAACUAUAUCGCAAGACCACGACUUAAAAGCCAAAUUUGAGUGGUUUUAUUAGUUGCGUAAUAACAGUUGUUUAAAUGGGCUGUGACCUUAAGCCGAAUUGUGAGCAGUUUAACAUUUUUGGUUUAAGCCGGAACCGUGUCGAUAAGCGUGCGUACACCCUAAGCCUUUCACUACCAAAGUACAAAGUUAGCGGAGUUAGAACUGUGAACCAAGUGAAAUGUGAUAUAGAUUGAAUUAUUGUUAUUCUUUUGUACAUAAUUUAGAAUAUAAUUUUGUUAAUGAAUAAACGUUUUGUACGAUGUUUUUU